This is a messenger RNA of Durio zibethinus, 2196 nucleotides long. Lineage: Eukaryota; Viridiplantae; Streptophyta; Magnoliopsida; Malvales; Malvaceae. The record is from RefSeq and is a predicted model, not a curated record.
AUGAGCUUUGCUUCAAAUCUUGAGAAGCUUCACUUGUGGAGCAAUAAUCUCAGUGGAAAAAUUCCUGAUUCUAUCUCCAAUGUUUCUAAGCUCACAAUCUUAGAAUUACAAGGAAACUCAUUCUUUGGCCUUAUUCCAAAUACACUUGGCAAUUUGAGGUUCCUUGAGAAAUUGCGCCUUAAUUCGAAUCAUUUGACCACCAAAACUUCUACUCAUGAGUGGAGCUUUCUCUAUUCCUUGGCAAAUUGCAGGCAUCUAAGAAUUUUAGACCUAUCAAUCAAUCCAUUGAAUGGCCUUCUUCCAACUGCUAUCUCAAAUCUUUCCACAUCACUUCAAAAUUUAAGGGUCGUUGAUUGCAAAAUUAAAGGCAGCAUUCCCAUGGAAAUUGAUAGCUUAAGCAACGCUAUAUCGUUAGACCUUUCCUCUAAUAAAUUGACUGGACCUAUUCCAACAACAAUGGGAAGGCUAAAAAAUCUCCAACUUUUGAAUCUUUAUGGAAAUAAGUUACAAGGCUCUGUCCCACCUGAUCUUUGUGGUUUGAAGGGAUUGUACAAAUUAUCAUUGGGUGCUAAUGAGCUUGAUGGACCAUUACCAACAUGUUUAUGUGAGUUGACUUCUUUGAGAUAUCUAAACUUGUUCUCCAACAAAUUGCAUUCGCAAAUACCUUUAAGUUUUUGGAGCCUUAAAGAUAUCUUAGAAGUAGACUUGUCAUCAAACAAUCUUAGCGGUUCACUUCCACUUGACAUUGGAAAUUUGAAGGUACUUAUCUCUUUGAAUUUGUCAAGGAAUUUAUUAUCAAGUGAUAUUCCAUCCACAAUUGGAAGUUUCCAUGAUCUGCAAGUUUUGGAUCUUUCUAGAAAUAGAUUACAAGGUCCUAUUCCAAAAUCAUUGGGCGACUUGAUGAGUUUGAAAAGCUUGGAUUUAUCUAACAACAAUCUCUCUGGAGUCAUUCCCAAGUCUUUGGAAAAACUUUAUGAUCUCAAUUAUUUUAAUGUGUCUUUCAAUAGAUUGGAAGGAGAAAUACCAAGUGGAGGGCCCUUUUCGAACUUCACAGCCAAAUCAUUCAUAAAAAAUUAUGCACUAUGUGGUUCACCUAGACUACAAGUCUCACCUUGCAAAAAUAAAAUCCAUCGAAAUUUCAAGAAGACUGCUCGUCAUUCUUUGAGGUAUGUUUUACCAACAUUUGUUUCAACCAUAAUAGUUGUAGCCUUCAUAGUUGUCUACAAAAAAUGGCAGCACGGGGGUAUAAAUUUGGCAAUUGUUGAAGAUUUAAUUCCUCCUAAAAAUUGGGUAAGAAUUUCUUAUAAUCAACUAUUGGAAGGGACUAGUGGAUUUAGUGGAAGCAACUUACUUGGUUCAGGAAGUUUUGGCUCUGUAUACAAAGGAAUACUGUCAGAUGGGACAGAUGUUGCAAUAAAAGUUUUCAAUUUGCAAAUAGAAGGAGCAUUUAAGAGUUUUGAUGUUGAAUGUGAAGUGAUGAGCAAUAUUCUUCAUCGCAAUCUUGUCAAGAUCAUUACUUGUUGUUCUACUAUUGAUUUCAAAGCUUUAGUGCUUGAAUUCAUGCCUAAUGGGAGCCUUGAGAAAUGGUUAUAUUCUUACAAUUAUUUCUUGGAUAUCUUACAAAGAAUCAACAUAAUGAUAGAUGUUGCAUCAGCAUUAGAAUACCUCCAUUUGGGACAUCCGGUUCCUGUAAUCCAUUGUGACCUAAAGCCAAGUAAUAUCUUACUUGAUAAAGAUAUGGUUGCGCAUGUUGGAGAUUUUGGAAUUGCCAAGCUAUUGGGAGAAGGAGAUUCCAUCAAACAAACAAUGACACUAGCUACUAUUGGCUAUAUGGCACCAGAAUACGGAUCAACAGGAAUUAUUUCGAUAAAGAGUGAUGUCUAUAGUUAUGGUAUUCUAUUAAUAGAAACUUUCACGAGAAAGAAGCCUACAGAUGAUAUUUUUGUUGGAGAAAUGAGUAUGAAGCAUUGGGUGAAAAGGUCAUUAUCUGAAGAAAUAAUUGGUGUAAUAGAUUCUAGUCUGGUGCAAAAAACGGAUGAAUAUUUUGUUACUAAAGCAAAUUGUAUAUCGUUGAUCAUGAGAUUAGCUUUGGAUUGUUCAGCUGAAUUACCUGAAGAUAGGUUAGAUAUGAAAAAUGUUGUCUCCAUGCUGAAGAAUAUCAAAAGAGAAUAUCUGAACAACCUUGAGCAAGAUUAA